This is a messenger RNA of Phytophthora sojae, 645 nucleotides long. RefSeq lists its product as hypothetical. Lineage: Eukaryota; Oomycota; Peronosporomycetes; Peronosporales; Peronosporaceae. Bases 86 to 430 code for a protein of 114 amino acids. The record is from RefSeq and is a predicted model, not a curated record. The transcript has 3 exons.
GCGCAUAUUGUAAGGAGACUCGCCGAUUCCUUCUCUCUCCGCCCGAGGGAGCCCUCUACACAGCCCACAGACCACCGACCGCAGCAUGCCCCGCGACGGCGAAGACUACCGCAACAUGGACCAGCAGCAGUUCGAUCGCCGCCGCGCGGAGGACGAGGCGCGGCAGGACGCGCUGCUGGACCAGAUCCACGGCGGCGUCGUGGGCCUCAAGAACCAGGCGCACGCCAUCAACGGCGAAGUCGUGGAGCAGAACAUCAUGAUCGACGACAUCGGCAACCGAAUGGACAACGCCACCCAGGACAUUUCAAGAGAAGAGCAGGCGGCGCGCGAGGUCAACGCGCGCAAGAAGAAGGCGUGCAAGUUAUACGGCGUUAUUGCGGUGCUGGUGGUCAUCCUCAUCAUCGUGUUUGUGAUCCCGGGCUCCAACUAAGCGGAUGCAGUUGUCAGUUGCCGGUUGCUAGUUGAAUUGAAACCCAAGCAUCGAGACAGGGAGGUGGAGUGCUGUCUGCAUAAGCGCCAAGCCAAGCCAAGCCAAAGCAAGACAUUUUUGUUGCCUCUUCCCGCAGAUUCACACCGCCAGCUCCCACCUUCAGCGUCACUCGGAUGUCGAGGGAUUGUAUAUUUUAAAUACAGCGACUGCUUGCC